GUAAACGUUAUUUAGGAGUAGUCUAAAUGACUGCUGUGCAACAGGCAACUGGGCUGCAAACUCACUGAAGGCUCAUCGGCUUUGGAGGAACUGUUGCACAGAAUCCCGCUGCAAUGUCCCUGCUGUGUGUCAGAGUGAAGAAAGCCAAACUACACGGGCCUCCAGACAAGUUCAACGCCUAUGUCACUUUAAAGGUGCAAAAUGUGAAGAGUACCACCAUCACAGUCCGAGGGGACCAGCCAUGUUGGGAGCAAGACUUCAUGUUUGAGAUCAAUCAUCUGGAGUCAGGUCUGGUGGUGGAGCUGUGGAAUAAAGGUUUGAUCUGGGACACUAUGAUCGGCACAGCACUGAUACUGCUGCACACUAUUCGACAGUCUGACGAGGAGGGACCAGGAAAUUGGACGUCGCUUGACUCUGAGGUGUUAAUGAGGGAGGAUGAGAUCUGUGGUACCUCCAACCCAACUCCACACCAAGUGCUGCUGGACACCCGAUUCGAGCUGCCCUUUGAUAUCCCAGAGGACGAGGCUCAGUACUGGACCAGUAAACUGGAGCGGAUCAACACGAUGCGAAUACACGACGAGUAUCCACUGCAGGAAGAGGUCCAGAGAAGACGAAUGGCAUCUGUGCCCUCUCAGUGCUGCAGUUGGAGUUAUUUCGGAUGGAAUGACCAGCAGACUUUGGAUGACCAUGACAGUGCAGUGGAUGACCGCGACAGUGACUACCGCAGUGAAACUGGCAACAGACCUCCACGGUUCCACAAUACCUCCCAGACAAACUCAUCAGUGCACCAGUACCCAAUAGGACGCAGGGUCCAGCAUCACACCCUGUCCAGGGAGUCCGAUUCUAUACAAAGCUAUGAGCUAGACUAUAGAGAAAUGAGGGGGCCCAGUCCACCGGACAGCAGUCGCUUUGAUUCAUCAGGCAACCUUAGCCCGGCCAGCUCCCAGCUCAGCUCUGAGCCUGAGGAGAGGAAAGAUCCAGAAACCCGCCACCCCAGCGCCCUGCGUCCCGUUCUCGAUAGCAAGAAGUCUACCUGGGAUGAGGAAGAAAAUGAGGAAGAGGUUGAGAAAGAGCUGCAUCCACUACCAGAGCCUGGUUCUAACAAAGAUUUGAAGGACUCUUCGGUCACCCUGCCCAAACCAAUCUUGGAUAACCAUGAUAAAAAGAGUCAGAAUCAAAUCUGUUUCUUCGAAGAUGGCCCUCCUCCAUGCUCUCCAUCCAAAGUUCGCUGGCUGAAAGCAUACAACAAAGGUCUUAACAUCCAAACACUAGAUGAGCCAAUAUCUGCCACCAAUCUUUGCAUGUAA
Messenger RNA from Cottoperca gobio, 1307 nucleotides. Its product is annotated as protein unc-13 homolog B-like. Gene Ontology annotation, cellular component: presynaptic membrane; terminal bouton; plasma membrane. NCBI's taxonomy places the organism in Eukaryota, Metazoa, Chordata, Actinopteri, Perciformes, Bovichtidae. The record is from RefSeq and is a predicted model, not a curated record. The transcript is spliced from 12 exons. The coding region runs from base 114 to 1307 and encodes 397 amino acids. Gene Ontology annotation, molecular function: diacylglycerol binding; calmodulin binding; syntaxin-1 binding. Gene Ontology annotation, biological process: synaptic vesicle priming; synaptic transmission, glutamatergic; presynaptic dense core vesicle exocytosis.